AAAAUUUAACGAGAGAUCCGUAGCGAAAAAUAUCAUUUUCUGCUCGCUGGUGUUCGCAUUAACCCCCUGAUCUCAAAUAUUUCAAUAUGUCUCUCGACGAGCAAUUCAAGAAAGUCGCUGACUCCGUCAGAAACUGGAAGACCAGGCCAAGUGACAGCGAGAACCUGUCUCUCUACUCCCUGUACAAGCAGGCUACCAUUGGCGAUGUCAAUAUCGCUGAGCCCAGUGACAUGAUCGGCAAGGCCAAACACAAGGCAUGGACGGGCCGCAAGGGUAUGUCCCAGGACGAAGCCAAGAAGCAGUAUAUCGAACAAGCUGAAAAAUUACAUUCCAAAUACGCUUAAACUUAAUUUUUUAUAAGUUAGUUAAGUUAUGUAAUAAAAUAUUUAAAAUUCA
Messenger RNA from Melitaea cinxia (Glanville fritillary), 396 nucleotides. It is a transcript of the gene ACBP-like, whose product is annotated as acyl-CoA-binding protein-like. The record is from RefSeq and is a predicted model, not a curated record. The transcript is spliced from 4 exons. Bases 87 to 344 code for a protein of 85 amino acids. NCBI's taxonomy places the organism in Eukaryota, Metazoa, Arthropoda, Insecta, Lepidoptera, Nymphalidae. Gene Ontology annotation, biological process: fatty acid metabolic process. Gene Ontology annotation, molecular function: fatty-acyl-CoA binding.